Messenger RNA from Daucus carota subsp. sativus, 833 nucleotides. Its product is annotated as protein yippee-like. The record is from RefSeq and is a predicted model, not a curated record. The transcript has 6 exons. The coding region runs from base 218 to 604 and encodes 128 amino acids. NCBI's taxonomy places the organism in Eukaryota, Viridiplantae, Streptophyta, Magnoliopsida, Apiales, Apiaceae.
UAAAGUCGGUUAAGGUAGAAGAGACAUGACGCUUCUUUAUUUUCUGUUUGCUUUUUCCACUUUCUUCUUCUUCGUCUUCUCGUAUUUCUAUAAACUCCUCUUUCUUUCUUCCUGCUCCUGCUGCUGCUGCUUAAAUAAUAACAAAGGGGUUUUGUUUUUCGCUUAAUUCAAUCAGCCUGGUGAUCGCCUUUCGAAACACAAAAUUGUUGGGGGGAAAAUGGGCAGAAUUUUUAUGGUUACCCUUGAAGGGAAUGUCUAUUCUUGCAAGCAUUGCAAGACCCAUUUGGCUGUUUGUGAUGAUAUCAUCUCCAAGUCUUUCCAUUGCAGGCAUGGGAAAGCUUAUCUCUUUGAUAAAGUAGAGAAUGUCACUGUGGGAGAAAAAGAACAAAGGAUGAUGAUGACUGGAAUGCAUAUUGUGGUUGACAUUUUCUGUGUUACUUGUGGCUCAAUUGUGGGGUGGAAAUAUGAGUCUGCAUAUGAGAAGAGCCAAAAGUACAAGGAGGGGAAAUAUAUACUUGAAAGGUUUAAGGUCUUGGGUCCUGACGGAAGUGGCUAUCCAGUAGUUCCCGAUGCUCAACUUGCUGGAAGCGAUGGUGAUGAAUGAUGGUACUUGGUCUGCCUUCUCCAUUUAGGUUUGACAAAUUAGUGUAAAUGAAUUAACCAAACCUAACUGUAAAUUCUUUAAAUUUCUUGUCUUGUACACAAAUGUGAAUUUGUCAAUCCUCCCGAAUAUCUUGUUCUUGUUCACACCUGCAAUUAAAAGUCAAUGUUGCAGGAUUGUAGAAUUUUCCGGUUAAAAAUCCUAUUUCAAGUCUUUCAAGUUUUUUGUUACA